Columba livia (rock pigeon) is the source of this 4786-nucleotide messenger RNA. It is a transcript of the gene TCF7, whose product is annotated as transcription factor 7. The transcript has 12 exons. Gene Ontology annotation, biological process: regulation of transcription by RNA polymerase II; canonical Wnt signaling pathway. The coding region runs from base 316 to 1803 and encodes 495 amino acids. Gene Ontology annotation, cellular component: beta-catenin-TCF complex; chromatin. Gene Ontology annotation, molecular function: RNA polymerase II cis-regulatory region sequence-specific DNA binding; DNA-binding transcription factor activity, RNA polymerase II-specific. Lineage: Eukaryota; Metazoa; Chordata; Aves; Columbiformes; Columbidae. The record is from RefSeq and is a predicted model, not a curated record.
GGGGAGGAAAAGAAUUUUUUUAAGAAGGAAAAAGCAAUUAUAAUUAAUUUUUUAAGAAAGGAUUUAAGGGGAGUUUGAAAAGGGGGGGGGGGACAAAAUUAAAGGGAAAAGUUUAAAAGUUCAAAAGGAAAGGAAAAAAACUUUAAAAAGAAAAAUUUCAAGAGGGAGCAAUUUUAUUUUUUUUUUUCCAAGAGAAAAACAAAAUUUGAGGGAGAAAAAAAAAUUAAUAAUCGCGAAGGGUUUGAUCCGGGCGGCGGAGAACAAUACUCGCCGGGAAAGUUGCUGCGCGGCUCGGGAGGGAGCGGCGGGAGGAAAAUGCCGCAGCUGGGCAGCGGCGGCGGGGACGACCUGGGGGCCACCGACGAGAUGCUGGCCUUCAAGGACGAGGGCGAGCAGGAGGAGAAGAUCCCCGAGAACGCCUUUACGGAGCGCGACCUGGCCGACCUCAAGUCCUCGCUGGUGAACGAGUCGGAGGGCAGCGGCAGCCCGGCCGCAGCCGCCGCCGACCCCGAGGCCAUCAGGCGUGUGCAGGAUCCGCAGAGAGUUUAUCAGGAGAAGCUCCCGGACCACAUGGAUGAUGGUAUGAAGCAUCAGGACCCAGGGAUGUAUAAAGGAUCUGCGUAUUCUGGCUACCCGUUCCUAAUGCUUUCAGACCCUUAUCUGCCAAAUGGAUCUAUGUCACCUCUGUCCAACAAAGUUCCUGUCGUGCAGCCAUCCCACGGAGUCCACCCGCUCACCCCGCUCAUCCCGUACAGCAACGACCAUUUCAGCCACGGCUCCCAUUCGCCCCACUUGCCUGCCGACAUCAACCAGAAACAAGGAGUGCACCGUCCUUCCCAGACCUCAGACAUCCCCGGUUUCUACCCCCUCCCUCCCAGUGGAGUCGGACAGAUCACGCCGUCGAUGGGAUGGCAGAGCCAGUCUGUCUAUCCGCUCCCGUCAUGUGGAUUUAGACAGCCGUAUUCGUCAGCGCUUUCUGCUGGGGCUUCUUUCUCCAGGUUCCCUCAUCCACUGAUGCUGGGCUCCGGCAUGCACACCACCGGCAUCCCACACCCCGCCAUCGUGCCCCACUCUGGAAAGCAAGAGAUGGAGCACUAUGACCGAAACAUGAAACCUCAACCAGAACCAAAGAGAGAGAAGGAAGCUAAGAAGCCCACUAUCAAGAAGCCCCUGAACGCUUUCAUGUUGUAUAUGAAAGAAAUGCGGGCAAAAGUCAUUGCCGAGUGCACCCUGAAGGAGAGCGCUGCCAUCAACCAGAUCUUGGGAAGGAGGUGGCACGCGCUGUCCCGGGAGGAGCAGGCCAAGUACUACGAACUGGCUCGCAAGGAACGGCAGCUCCACAUGCAGCUCUACCCCGGCUGGUCUGCCAGGGACAACUACGGGAAAAAGAAGAGACGAACACGGGAGAAACAGCAAGAUUCCAACUCAGAUCCUGCCUCUCCUAAGAAAUGCAGAGCUCGCUUUGGCCUCAACCAACAAACGGACUGGUGCGGCCCGUGCAGGAGGAAAAAGAAGUGCAUUCGGUACUUACAAGGAGAAGGACGCUGUGCCAGCCCAGUUUCUUCCGAUGGAAGUGCUAUAGACUCCCCUCCCUCUCCUCUGGACGCACUCCAAUGCAUCUCCUCUGCUUUCCCUUCAGACAAGCUCGCAGCCCCCGCUGACUCCGCACACAGACAACAGCACGACCCCUUCCCCGACUCCGCUCCCCUCCAAACCGCCACCGGCUCCUCCAGACUGACAACCAGGUGCUCUUCUGCGCCCGCAGAGUCCCCCACGUACCGCGCGGCCUCCACGGGGACAUAGUGCAGGGCGCCCAGCCGGGACACUGGGCACUUCGCUCUCUCCCACCUGGUUUCACUGUCCAUCCAGAAGGACCAAGAGGCCCAUCCCAAAUUCUACAUCUUGCUGUAAAACGUGCAAAGUUAGGCAACAGGAUGGCUUAAGGAUGCUGGAAAACUCAUUUGUUGUUUUGGGGGGUUUUUUUCUUUUGUUUUUUUUGGGGGAAGGGGUUGUUCAAGAUAGAAAAGUGAUUUCAAAAAAAAAAAAAAAAAAAAGGUAAAAAAGCAAAUACUUGCCAAAACGUAAAGUGCUGAUGAGUAAACAAGCCUUUUGUCCCCGCCCUGUGCUGCUUUUUUUUGUUUGGGAUUUUUCUUUUUAACUGCAUUAUCUUCAAGUAUGGCAGAGAGCAGAGAACUCCCCAGCUUGCUGCAGUAGAUGGUAGGUGCUGUCCACCUAACACUGGCUUCCACUCCUGCCCUCCAAGCUGCUUUAGAGCGUAGUCCCGCACUCACAUCUCUCAUAGCCAUUAUAUGACGGAGCUGGAAAAGCUGGAAUAGGAGCAUUUUGAAAACCCCAAUGUCUGAAAAUUAAAUGUAGCAAUGUGAGCUUUCCAAACUGACCAGAUAAUAGAGAAAUCAAAUAUUCAAACCACCGAGGUGAAUUUUUUAAACUUCUUGUCUGAGAACAGGAGGAUAUUGUGUACAGGUAACAGGUCUCUGUGCAGACAUCAGAAUCCUUUUUUCAUGAUUUGGUGUUGAACUUCUUAAAAAACUUAUUCUAGCUUUUAGUAAAAGAUCCUCCCUCCAACCCCAGGAUGAUGCCAAAUGUUAAUGUAUUCUCUCCAGCUUGAGAACAUUUAGCAGUUUCUGGUAUUUUAUUUAUAUUUUGAGAUCAAUAAACAACACUGUAGACAGAUUCUGAUCUCAUGGAACUGAUGUAAACCCCAAAUUAAUCCAAGUUCUUGAUUUACAUCAGGUUUACACACUUCUCACAGAGACCACAAUCUAGUCCAGUGCCCAUUUUUUCCUGCUUGAAAGACACACAUGCUAGUGCUGAAGAGAAAAACAACACCACACAGGGGGAGGGGGGGUCUGGUUUUCCCUACUUUGCAGAAUAGGUUUUACAGAACUGAAUACAAAUUAUGUAGUAAUAUUAUUGUAUAACUGCAAGAAAUUUAAGAUGACCUUUAUAAUGUACAAAAUAUUUUUAUAUUCUUUUCUUAAUGCAAGAACACAAACCCUAAUUUUUUUACAUUGGACUAAACAUAACUUUUUAGACAAGUUUAUGCCUCAAAGGUUGAAAAUUUAAAAAAAAUAUUAAUCUGUAGAGUAGCUUUAUUUCCUUUAUUUAGGUACUUUUGCUUAUAGUAGGGUAGAUUUUUAAUUCCAUUUUUAGUUUUGAAGUUCUAAAGCUAUUGCUUUAUUCCUCUCCUGUGUAAACGUAACUUCAGAAGCACUGAAUGAAAGCUAUGUGCACAAACCUGAAAAGUUUGAAGAGAGUCAUCUGCAAGAAUCAUUUUAACCCUUAGAGAAGUAGCAUUACCUGGACAGACUGCCACCUGUACACUUGGUCAUGUACUUCCUGCACUCAGAGGGUUAAUUAUACAGCAUUGUUAAAUUGUACAUUGUUAAAUUAUUUUAGCAGGGUUAGACAGCAGCAGGCUCCAGUGCUGAACAGAGAACCCAGCAGACUCUUCCUAAAUCUGACACAUUUUUUUUAAAUCAGUUAACUAAAAAAAAAAGAAAGUUUAAAAAAAUAGCUAUGUCUCAGGUAACCAUUCAACACCGAGACCAUCAGAUGUGAGGCGUCAGCGCCACAGAUGACACAUCAGCUGCAGUGGCCCAGUGUAACUCAACAAUUGUGUAAAGCCGGUGUAACUAACACCCGAUUGGUACCUUGCUCCGGAUGAAACAUGUAACUUCGCAGCAAAGCAAAGGCGGGUAUAAGAGAGAAAAACAGAUGUGUCUAGGUAACAGCAGAGGAAAUUUAGGGAAAAGUCCUGAACAGUGUUAAGCGUGUCCCCUGACCGAGGAGCACACAGCGCUGGCAUACACCCGCCGGCCCUCAUUUCAGAAUUCACUGGGAUUUUCAUCCCUUUUUUCAAGGCUGCUUGGUCCCCUCCACGGUGGACACCUGCCGUGGUCAGGGCACACCGACCAGCAGAAGGCCUGUCUGUAUCACAGCGUCCUCUCACCGUUAUUAUUCCAUCCAGUUCCUGCAAAAUCUCGGUGGAACCUGCUGCUUCCUCUGCGGGAGCCGCCCCUCGUACAGCCACAGCACGGACGCAAUUCCACAGCCACAGAGCUGGAGCAAUUACAUCUAUUUUCUGACAUAAUUCCAACCCUGCACGCUGCUCUAUACGUACAGGUUUAGAGCCAGAUCUCACCCUGUGCUUUCAGCUACUGCAGUAUAAACUCUGAAUAUCCACUUGCGAUACUCCAACAUGGUCAGUUUAUACUAGUGUAACUGAGAAAUUUUUUUCCAAAACACACAAGAUAGGAGACCUUUAAGCUGCCCAUUCCCAAGACAAAACAGUGAGCACGACCAGCUUUUGUUACAUGCCUAAUAGCUGAUAAGUGAUACCAAAACAAAGUUACUUUUAUCAAGACCAAAAAAAAAAAUCUUUAGAAAUGGUAUAUGAAGUGUUACUAUUUUAAUACUUUUUUUUAAUAGAAGGAGAACUUUGCCCUUAACUUUUUAUUGCAACAAAAUUUUUUUUAGUUCUUCUACAGCAAUUUCAACUCUUCCUGAAAUACAUAUUUGGAUUCCUGAAAUCAGUUUGAAUGUACAAGUCAUGGAAGUACCACUUCAUUAAACCAAGUAAAACCACUGUAUGUAUGUAGCAGGGAUAAAUGUUUUGCAGCUGUACUUUCAUUUGUCCAAUGACUAUCCAUCAUUUGUUGUAAUUUUUUUUUAUUUCAUUGAUUUUGUAUUUUUUUUGGCUUUUAUGUUCAAAAUAUGUUUAUAGCUUUAUAAAUAAAGUAAUUGCCAGACUGGCUAUUCAAAA